Molecule: messenger RNA, 1581 nt
Organism: Peronospora farinosa
Lineage: Eukaryota; Oomycota; Peronosporomycetes; Peronosporales; Peronosporaceae
Source: the annotation of a GenBank genome assembly
AUGCAGCAGGCUGUCCUUGACCCGGAGUCACAAGUGGAAAAAGGCGAGAAUGCCCGUUUGUCAUCAUUUGUAGGUGCUAUUGCCAUUGCUGAUAUGGUAAAGACAACAUUAGGCCCUAAGGGAAUGGACAAAAUCUUGCAGUCGAUGGGCGGCCCCGACAAGAACAUCUCGGUUACCAACGAUGGUGCCACAAUCUUACGCAGCGUCUAUGUGGAUAAUGCGGCUGCAAAGGUCCUUGUGGACAUUGCUAAAACGCAGGAUGAGGAGGUUGGUGAUGGCACUACGAGUGUCGCUGUUCUCUGUGGCGAAUUAUUACGCGAGGCCGAGAAACUCAUUGACCAGCGUAUUCAUCCUCAAACCGUCAUCGACGGUUGGCGUAUCGCUCUAACCACAGCCAAUGAGGCACUCGUAGCUUCGGCCAAGGACAACUCACAUGAUGCCGACAAGUUCCGUGAAGAUCUUAUAAACAUUGCGCGCACGACUCUCAGUUCCAAGCUGCUGACUUACGAGAAGGACCAUUUCGCCCAACUAGCGGUGGAUGCCGUGCUACGUCUGCGUGGAUCCAGCAAUUUGGACUACAUCCAAAUCAUCAAAAAAGCCGGUGGCUCUCUCCGCGACUCGUACCUGGAUGAAGGUUUUAUCCUCGACAAAAAGAUCGGUGUGGGACAGCCCAAGCGUAUUGAAAAUGCCAAAAUUCUGGUGGCCAACACGGGAAUGGACACGGACAAGAUCAAGAUCUACGGUGCGCGUGUCAAGGUGGACUCGAUGGACAAGGUAUCGGCAAUUGAGGACGCUGAAAAGGCCAAAAUGAAGGCCAAGGUGGAAAAGAUUGCCAGCUUUGGCAUCAAUUGCUUCGUGAACCGACAACUUAUCUACAACUAUCCCGAGCAGAUUUUCUCGGACAAGGGCAUCAUGGCUAUCGAGCACGCCGAUUUCGACGGCAUUGAGCACCUGGCUGCGGUCACGGGAGGCGAGAUCGCGUCUACGUUUGACAACCCGGACGCAGUGCAAGUUGGUGAGUGCAAGUUGAUCGAGGAAAUUAUUAUCGGCGAGGACCGAAUGCUGCGGUUUUCGGGCGUCAAAACGGGCACGGCCUGCUCUGUAGUGCUUCGCGGUGCCAGCUCACAUCUACUGGACGAGGCUGAGCGCUCGCUUCACGAUGCGCUGGCCGUGCUGACACAGACAGUCAAGCACUCGCAGACUGUAAUGGGCGGCGGCUGCACGGAGGUACUGAUGGCGCAGGCCAUCGACAACAAGGCGCCGUCCGUGCCCGGCAAAAAGGCAUUGGCAAUGGAGGCAUUCGCACGCGCACUGCGUCAGCUUCCAAGCAUCAUUGCUGACAACGGCGGAUUUGACAGCACGGAACUGGUGACGCAGCUUCGCGCGGCACACCAUCGUGGAGAGACGACAGCGGGUCUGGACAUGCGCACUGGCUGCGUGGGCGACAUGGAGUCGCUCGGCAUCCGCGAAGCGCUUAAGAGCAAGACGCAAGUGCUGUUCUCAGCAGCCGAGGCCGCUGAGAUGAUUCUCAGGGUAGACGACAUUAUUAAGUGCGCGCCACGCCAGCGUCAGGGACAGUAA